GGAGCCAUCCACCGAAAGCAACCAAUCUGAAACUCUACAAAGUAAGUUACUGGGCUCAAUCUUCGGCUGAAACGUAAUUCACUCAUUGUGGAGUGAGAAGAGCUAUCUACAUCUACCAGACAGCAAGUCUUCCAUCGCCUCCACCAAUCAGCUAUCUUCAAACUUGAAAAAAAAGGGAAAUGGAGCGUACUAAUCGAAGAAAUAAAAGAGAGAUUUUUUUCAGUGGAGAGCAUAAGAAUAUCACCACUCUGAAACAUGAGGCGAUCCUUAACGACCAUGGGUACCUUCAUAACUCCAUUCCACGGUACCCAGAAGAACCCGAGUUUCACAUAUCCAAAGUGGCCCAUGUCACCAAUGAAUCUAAAAUCGAUGAAAUCUUGGAUUCAAAUGGAUUUAGGGGCGGGGAUAGGAGUCUCCUGUGGUGGAGCCUGGCCAUCGAGCAUGAUGAUAUCAGAGCAGCAGAAGAUCGUUACCUGGAGAAGAUCUUCCCAGACAGAACCCCAGAGCAGAGAGAGAUGCAAAGAGAGAUAGGUUCCUUCCUGAAUCAGUUCACCACGUCACCUGCCUUUAAGCAGGAAUCGCGUUAUGGGAACUACAGGUUCACUCUCAGUCUGUCUGAUCUCCUGAAGAUGUACAGAGAGCAGAUAUGUGGUGGAGAAAAGCCUGUCCUGAAAGUGUAUGAAACCUCUGUCUACCAGCAGGAGAUAAUGUACUGUGUGCUUGUUCACUCUCCAAGUGUGGAUGAGUUUGAGGAGUACCCAUGUCUUGGUGAUGGUAGUGAUGACGCUGUCUGUGGUUACAAGGAAAACGAUGUAGAGGGGGAAGGAAAAGGACACAUUGUCUGGCGAGCACAAGCCAUGUCAGCAACACAAAAAGUUGGGUUAACCAUAAACGCCAUGGACAAAAUAGUAGAAACAGAUGGUCAUGUUUACAAUACAUGGUACAUGUGGGACCAUGUGACCCUGGCGCUCCACCUGCCAGAAGGCCUGCUCCUAAAUGUUGAUAGAGAGAAUCUAAUCAAAAACCUCACUGCUUGUGAGGCUGAUAAACCCUUCCUUGGGGCCCGUCGCCUGUCCCUCUUAGAUGCUCAGACAAAAGUUCAGAGCUUAAACAACUAACUCUGGAACUGAUUAACAAAAUCAGUCAGGCAGGUUACAUUAGAUGUUUAAGGAUACUCAAUUAACAAACCAUAAAACCAUUAUAUUAUGGUAUACCAUUAACCAUUUUCCUUUUUUUCUUUUUUGAACUCAAAUUAACUAUUUUAGGGGGGGAAGAUUUGUCUCAUUCAAUAUUUGUCUCAUUCAAUAUUUGUCCCAUUCAUAAUCAAAUGUCAAGCAAAUGCAAUACAAUUUAAAACGCUUAUGCCAUAUUUGUAAAAGCACCAGAUGUCAGGACUUAAUAUCACCCUAUGUAGUGUGACAGUUUAAAUAAUUUAAGCAUCUAUGCAGUUCUUAUGAAGAAAUGAUGAAUGCCUUAUAAAGCUUUUUUAACUUGUUAUUUUUGUGGGGCCAAAAUGAUGUUGUGUUAUGUAUUUUUUGGUUACUGUGUCAUAUUGGGGCCAUUUAUGGUCACUAAUAGAUUUAGUGUGAUGGGACUGCAGUGGCAGUAUUUACCACUCAUUCCCACUUUCCUCUAUACAUUUUUGCAUGAUGUAUGUAUAUUACAGCUUUUUGUUUACACUCCUUGAGUCUCUGUAUUGCUAUAUAACUAUGAGUAUCAUGUAAUAUUUUCUCUAAUCUAAUUGAACACAAAAAGGAUGUUUUAAAUGAGAAGGGCAAGAUAUGAACUGUUCUAUUACCUGUUGUUUGUGUGCAAAUUUACACAUCAAAUCCACACUGUUUGCCUUCUUUGGGAAUAAAUUAUGUAAACGUCAUCACAAUA
This is a messenger RNA of Salvelinus fontinalis (brook trout), 1881 nucleotides long. RefSeq lists its product as uncharacterized. NCBI's taxonomy places the organism in Eukaryota, Metazoa, Chordata, Actinopteri, Salmoniformes, Salmonidae. The transcript is spliced from 3 exons. The record is from RefSeq and is a predicted model, not a curated record. Bases 180 to 1118 code for a protein of 312 amino acids.